This is a messenger RNA of Dicrocoelium dendriticum, 1645 nucleotides long. The record is from the annotation of a GenBank genome assembly. NCBI's taxonomy places the organism in Eukaryota, Metazoa, Platyhelminthes, Trematoda, Plagiorchiida, Dicrocoeliidae.
UGGAGAUAAACUGAGCUGAGGUGGAACUUGGAAAAUGUCUUUUGGGUUGCAUUGCAAGUUAUGCAGUACUCACCACCGUUUACCCCUUUCAUAAUUUCCAAUCUAAUCUUUGCUUCUUUACCUUGUAGCAAUGCGGAUCGCGAUAAUCAUAGUUCUGUUGAUGUGUGCAACUUCGCAAUGCAAUGUACUCCGCGUUCAACAUCAUUUCAGAGAGGGGCCCGCCUCUGUGAAUACUGAUUUCAAAGUGAAUGUACGACUGGGGGGAUGUGACUCAACUGGUACCUGCGAGAAUUCCAUCACUGACACCAAAGUGACCGAAGGUAGUGAUACACCCAUUUCUGGCAGUAUCACACAGGGGUCCACCACAGAAAUACCAGCGUCUAAUGAGUCUAAUAUGACGCUCGCAUACUCAAGCACGGUCUCUGACGUAUUUGAAAAUAAGAAAACUCAGUACGUAGAACCGGAUUCUACUUCAAAACAUGCGGACUCAUCAGUGGAUUCUGAACACGAAUUUAGUGAGAAUAUAACUAAUGCGCCAAGUACAGAUGUCUUUGUGAGCGAUGUGCCAGAGAAAACUGCUGAACACGAUGGUUCCCAAUACGUAACAAAGCAAACACAGAAAGUGUCGUCCACUGAUGUCGAAAUGGAUGGUAACCCAAUAGCCACCACUAGCACCACCAUCACAAUCACGGAAAUCGGCAACUCUGAAUCCGAAUCCCCAAAAUAUACACAGUCGAUGUUAGCUUCGAACACUGAGCCGACUAAGACAUCAACCAUCAACUCAGAUGAAGAUAGAACCGCCGGCGACUCAGAUGGUACCGCUAUUCCACAAACGGAAGUGAGUUCCACAACAGGGCAUGUUGGAUUGACAAUGCCCACUAAGUGUGCAAUGAUUGAUUCUUCAAAGGUCACAGCGGAGACUGAAAUCUCUGACGAUGUAGAGGAUCAGCAUUAUUCGCAGUCUACGUUGUCUGAUUUCACCUCAGAGUACGUUUAUUCGACUUGGAUGUCUGAGUUCGAACCAGGUGAAAAUGCAACGGAGGCCCCAUUAACUACAGUUAUUCAGAGUGGAGUACCAGAGAGCACUUCUGGAAGCGUGGUGUCUAUGUUCAUACCGAACCAAACAUCACCUUCAUCGUCCUCCGCUGCCGCGCUUAGUAAGGGUAGUACUAGUGAAAUGGAAAGUAAGGUUUCUUGGAAAGAUGAAAUCAAGUAUACCUCAGAAUACAAAAGCUCCUCUACAACCGAACAGUAUUUCUACUCCACAUUGUCAUCAGAUGUCUCUACUAGGAGCCCAAGAACAGCAACAGAAACGGGCGAAACCACAUUACUCCAACCUACACGGCGGUCCACGCCAGUACCGGAGGAUACCCGUUCGACUUCCAUUCCAUUCACUGAGAUAUCCACAGGAACAAAUAACUCCACCUCCGCCACACUAACAUCAAUUCCUCUAACCACCGACUACGUGGUCCCUGAUAUUAAUGAGGAUAGACUAACUGAGGUUCAAGUGAGUGAACAGACGACACUUUGUUCCACUGGAUCUAGCAACUGCAUUAAAUCAUCAUCAAUCUCUUGCAGAAAGGCACUCACCGUAGCUAUGCAAACGCGCGCUUACGUAAGUUUUCAGUUCGCCACAGGCAAGUAA